UCGGAAACUACGACGUGCUUUGGAAUGAAUCGAGUACGGUGUGGAAUACAGUCAGGAUCGCGCAAUCUCUCUUGCCCCCGUCGAUGAAGCGCCAACACGCGCGGCUCGGAGCGCUUAUUACGAUCGAGACGUAAACCCGAGAUUCAUCCCGAGGGCGGUCGAGAAGUGAGAGGGAUCUUCUCGUGACGAGCGGCGGAUGCUGUUAAUGAUACCGAGGAGCACAGGCAGAGGCUACAGUGAGGGUGAUUUUCGAUGACGCGCGCGCCGAGCAAUCAGUUGUCCCGCCUGCGAGGGAUCCUUUCGGCAUGCGGAAGAAUAACGUUCGCGAAAAGGAUAGGAUAACCCGUAUCGAUGGGGUGAUCGCGAAGAGAACGAGUUCAUCGAACGAUACCGAAAAUCCGAAAGCCGGGCCCGAUGAAUCCGAGCGGAGGCGAACUCAGCUCUUGGCGCGGAAAUUGGCGAACGAGGCUCUCAGGUCGCCACAGCUGCAGCGCAAUAUGAAGAAGCUGGUAGAUCUGAGCAAGCCUCGUCGUCGUAAUCACUCGGUCACGAUGAAGAGCUCAUCGGGUCAGACGGGAAGCGCGUUCAAGUUACCGCGAGUAAGCUCGAGAAAGCCGAGCAAAUCACCGAAACGAGAAGGAACGCGGAGAAGAAUGAGGAGUAAACGCAGACGCGGACUGAAACGACACAAGGAGCGUCAUCCUUGGCUGCGUAAGAGGAAACGCGUUAAGGGAACGAGACAAGGGGAAACCGACGAGACGGGCAUCGAAAGGAUCACCCGACAGAUCUCGAACGGUUCCGUCCUGAGCAACGAUAUAUUUGCCAAUCGCUCACUCACGCAGCAAUUCGCGAACGGAAGCUACCACGAUCAAGAUCUAACCGACGAUCAAGAUCCAAUCGAAUCUUUGAGACCCUGGGAGGGCGAUCGCCCUGCGAUCGCUCAAACAGACGACGACAACGGGAUCGGUUACGCGCCUACGUACUUGCCAAUCCUCACCGAUCAGAAGGUCAAGCCUGGAAGUCUGUAUUACAUCCCCAACGUCCCUCAGGAAGACCCAGAAUUCGGUCAACUUCAGGAGACCAUCGACCAGCCCGGGAGGAACGCGCCUGUCGACGGGGCAGAAUCUUCUAGCGAGAAUCCGAUGGAUUCCUACGCAGACCCGCAGAUUCUCACCACUGACGAGAACAGCGUCUUCGACCCGCGACUCGAGGCCGACCGGGUUCUCGGCGAAGCGCCACGUUAUCAGAAUCCUUCGAGCCCUGUACAUCGCUUGUACGUGAGCGAAAAGCCUGAGGUGGUUAAGCCGGAAGAGAUGGAGGUGCUCUACCCGGUCGAAUCUUACGUUCAAGUACAGACCGGGUCGUCGACGAGUGCACCGCAUUUUUUUCGCAAAGUCCCCGGCACUUUGAACGUGUACGUCGCUAAUGGGAAGAAUGGUGGACGCGUAAUCGCGCCAGUGUCCGAAUAUGUUUACCCUGUUGCGCCCUUAUUGAGGCUACCCAUGCGCAAGGUCAACGAACACGUCUCUCAAUCGAUCCUCAAUUCGCCGGUUGAACAUAUUCUGCUUGCCGACCGAGAGCAGACGAUGGUUGGGAGAAAUAAUGAAAAGGAGACUGCUCGAAAUUCUCGUGAACGAUACAGGAGUAAAGCAAACGAAGGGACCGCGAAUAGCAAGGUGACGCACGAGGAUCGCUCCUCGUCCGUGAUCGGGGCGACGAAAGGCGCGGAAAGCCAACGCGCAAAUGUCUCCGCGAUGUUGAACGAAACGAAGGAAGUCGCCAAUCAGAUACUCGAAAAGAUCGUAGACGAGUUGGAGGAGAUUAGAUCGGAUCGGCCGGAAAACGAGCAAAUAGAAGGCUUACCUUGCAAGAUAUCAGGAUCGUGGGUGACGACGCAGGGCGGAGUGCGGAUUGACAUGCAGGUGACGAAUCACACCAUCAACGCGACGCUGGCGAAGCUGUCACCGCCUCCUGUGCAUCAGGGUUUGCUGGACCCGGCCUGGAAUCUGACUGGAUACGCACCCUUCGCACCGGGUGCGCCGUUUUCCUUGGUCGCCGUCGACAACCGCACGAAGUCAUUAGCGGUGUUCGCAGGUGCGGACGCCUGGCCGAGUAAUAUUUAGCGCGUCCUCCUCGGCGAGUAUCUAAUCGCGAGGAAACUCUAACAGGAACUUCUUAAAAAAAAAAAAAAAGUUCUACAACGAUUAUACGCAGGUGCGUGCCGAGUGUGCCAAGGUAUCGACACGAUAGCGGGCGUUUGGUCGAUCGCCCACAGCCCGCAAGAUUGCCGAGACUUUCAGAUAGCCACGGGCAUCUACAACGACGUGUUUCGCCGGACCAAAUUGUCGUCGGCGAUAAACGUCAAGCACCGGGAGAUCGUGCGAUUGUUGCGCGAUCGGAACAACACGACAACGGCCGCGACGACCUUGACGAGCAGUACGCAAAAAAAUAAUACGUUACCGCAAAACAAGGAAAAGGGAAAGACUUGAGUGUCUCGAGGCGAACUUGAGGAAUCGGUAGACGGAUGAUGAUGAUGAUGAUGAUGAGGAUGAUGAUGUUGAUAGACAGACGGAUCGGAAAAUUUACGAAUGGACGCAUUGUGCUAGAAACAAAAAGAAGUAUCUUAUAUUGUUACCAGUAAGAUUUGGUAUGUAUGUGUAAACUUUAGAAAGAGCGCAAGCCACGUGUGAACUUUAAUUAAUUAUCUUACGUCGAGA
Dinoponera quadriceps is the source of this 2717-nucleotide messenger RNA. RefSeq lists its product as uncharacterized. The record is from RefSeq and is a predicted model, not a curated record. The transcript is spliced from 5 exons. NCBI's taxonomy places the organism in Eukaryota, Metazoa, Arthropoda, Insecta, Hymenoptera, Formicidae. The coding region runs from base 306 to 2123 and encodes 605 amino acids.